AGACAAAAAGGCUAAUUUAGUCCCCACAUGUAGAUUAAAUAUCCUACAUUUACACUAUUACUUUAUGGACUCUCUCUUCAUCUCUAGACCACCCAAGUCUUCUAAGAACCAUCUUCACUUGCUCUGACUUCACCAAGGGAAUUCUGUGAACAUGGGCCGAAAAUACCUUUGGGCGUUUUGUUUAUGGGCGUUGGCAUGCUCUUUACUUCCUGCUUCUUCUAAUGGCUUAGUGAGAAUUGGUUUGAAGAGGCGAAGCUUGGAUCUUGAUAGCAUAAAUGCUGCUAAAAUGGCAAGAGUGGAAAGUAAAUAUCAAAAGAAUGUGGAGAACAUGCAUCAUAAUUUGGGUGAUGCAGAUGGAGAUAUAGUAUAUCUGAAGAACUAUUUAGAUGCCCAGUACUAUGGGGAGAUUGGUAUAGGCUCACCCCCGCAGAAAUUCACUGUCAUAUUUGACACUGGCAGUUCUAAUCUCUGGGUUCCAUCAUCAAAAUGUUAUUUUUCUAUUGCUUGCUUAUUCCAUUCUAAGUACAAGGAAAGCCGGUCCAGUACAUAUACCAAAAUAGGAAAAUCUGCUGAAAUAAAUUAUGGAUCUGGAUCAAUUUCUGGCUUCUUCAGUCAGGAUAACGUCAAAGUUGGUAAUCUUACUGUCAAAGAUCAAGUUUUCAUUGAGGCUACACGAGAAGGGAGUAUUUCUUUUCUCUUGGCAAAGUUUGAUGGGAUUCUUGGGCUUGGAUUCCAGGAAAUUUCAGUUGGGAAUGUGGUGCCAGUCUGGUACAACAUGGUGGAACAAGGUCUUGUAAGUGAGGAGGUAUUCUCUUUCUGGCUUAAUCGGGAUCAAGAUGCAAAAGAGGGAGGGGAGCUUGUUUUCGGUGGUGUUGAUCCAAAACACUUCAAGGGAGAGCAUACUUAUGUACCUGUAACUCAAAAGGGUUACUGGCAGUUUGAAAUGGGCGAAUUUUUUAUUGGGAACAGUACGACAGGUUUUUGUGAGGGGGGUUGUGCUGCUAUUGUAGAUUCUGGAACUUCCUUACUUGUUGGUCCUACUCCUAUUGUGACCCAAAUCAACCAUGCCAUUGGAGCAGAAGGAAUAGUGAGCGUGGAAUGUAAAGAAGUUGUGUCGCAGUACGGAGAAAUGAUAUGGGAUUUGCUAGUUUCAGGGGCUGCGCCUGAUCAAAUAUGUUCACAGAUUGGUCUAUGUUUUUUCAAUGGGGCUCGGUAUGUGAGUAAUAAUAUCAAAACAGUAGUUGAAAAAGAAAAUGGGGAUAUAUCGGCUAGGGAUAGUGCUAUGUGCACUGCCUGUGAGUUGGCUGUUGUUUGGCUCCAGAACCAGCUGAAACAAGAGGGAACAAAGGAGAAGGUGCUAGAGUAUGUGAAUCAGCUCUGUGAGAGCCUGCCAAGUCCAAUGGGAGAAUCAAUUAUCGACUGUAACAGCAUUUCAACCAUGCCAAACAUUACGUUCACCAUUGGAAGUAAAGCUUACAGCCUCACGCCAGAACAGUACGUUCUUAAAACCGGAGAAGGCAUUGCCACUGUCUGCCUUAGCGGAUUUACUGCUUUGGAUGUGCCUCCUCCUCGCGGCCCUCUCUGGAUCCUUGGAGAUAUAUUCAUGGGGGUGUAUCAUACUGUGUUCGACUAUGGCAAUCUCCAAGUGGGUUUUGCUGAAGCUACUUAGUGACUCCUUUUGUUGCUUCUAAAAAUGGUAAUGGUGUUGUAAGUUGUAACCUAAUGCUAGAUUGUACUUGAAUCCUGUCACGGUCAUAUAAUCAUAUUAUAUAUGUAUGUGUUUGUGUGUGCUUGAUAUGAGGAAACUUGAUAUGUGAAUAUAAUGCAUAGAGAUGCUAUUUAAACC
This is a messenger RNA of Cornus florida, 1846 nucleotides long. RefSeq names its product cyprosin-like. Gene Ontology annotation, molecular function: aspartic-type endopeptidase activity. Bases 152 to 1669 code for a protein of 505 amino acids. The transcript has 14 exons. NCBI's taxonomy places the organism in Eukaryota, Viridiplantae, Streptophyta, Magnoliopsida, Cornales, Cornaceae. Gene Ontology annotation, biological process: proteolysis; lipid metabolic process. The record is from RefSeq and is a predicted model, not a curated record.